AUGUCUGACGAAAAUACGUCUGAAGUUAAACCAGAAGUUGAAGAAACGAAACGUGUCUAUACUCCAUACAUCAAAUUGCGCGGUUUGCCGUUUUCAAUUAAUGAGGAGGAAAUUAGGGAGUUUUUUGGAGGUAGGACGUGUUUUUUACGAAAUUUAGGGGAAAGUUUUGAUUUUCAUCGUGUUCAUAGAAAUAAGGGGAUUCGAAUGAUAUAAUUUUUGAAGACUUAACGUAACUCCUAAGUGAUUUAGCGACUAAACAUUGCUAAAUCACUUAUGAGUAACGUUAAAUGGCCCGGCCACCAAGAAAUCUGGUCUAAAAUGAAAAAUAUUCGACCAGGUUUAUUUCUGGGUUGCCGGGUCAUUUAACGUUAGUGAUUUAGCGAUGUUUAGUCGCUAAAUCACUUAGGAGUUACGUUAAGUCAUUAAAAGUUAUGCUGAUGACGAUUCCGAAGUCAAAAAUUGCCACAAAUUCCUGUGAGCAUAGUUCUGGAGCUCUAAAGUUAGAAAUGAGCCCAUUUUCACCAUAAUGAGGUUGUUCGCCACAUAAACUGAAAAGCUGAUUGGUUUUCGAAUGUGGCGAACAACGUUAGUUGAUUUUCGACCCGGGAGCAUGGUGAAAAUGGGCUCAAUUCUAACUUUGGAGCUCCAGAACUAUGAUCACAGGAAUUUGUGGCAAUUUCUGACUUCGGAAUCGUGAUCAGCAUGGUUGAUUUGGUAUAUUUCGACAUGUUUCGUCUCUUGUAAAUGACAUUUUCAUGUGUUUUUAGGUCAGGGAGCUGAAAUCUUGAAUUUUGAUCGUAACCAUAGAAUAGACACAUCUAAGCGGAUUCGAAUGAUAUAACUUUUGAUGACUUAACGUAACUCGUAAGGUUUAUCGACUAAACAUCGCUAAAUCACUUAUGAGUAAUGUUAAAUGACCCAGCGAUCUUGGUUGCCAGGACAUUUAACGUUACUCAUAAGUGAUUUAGCGAGGUUUAGUCGAUAAGGUCGCUAAAUCACUUAAGGAUCUCAGAAAGUGUCCUGACAGCCGUCCGCGAGGUUGCGAGCCGUCGAAAGCUAGCAGAGGCUGUCCGCCAGCUCGCAUUCUCAAAAAGGGGAGGAGCGAGCGCAUCUUCCUCGCCGCCAGCUAGCGCUAGCUAGCAGCUAGCUAGCGGACAGAAAAAUUGCGACUGGAGCAGAUUUGCUCGUCUAUUUCUUUUUUCAUUUUUUUUUCGAAUUUUCCGGCCUAAAAUCCUUUUAUGCUUAUUUUAUCGAACAUUUUCACAGAAAACACGCAAUCGACGUUGCAAAGUGUUGGAAUGGAGAAGGUGCACAUCGGAAUGCAUCUUCUUGAUAUAAAAAUGCGUUUUGGGUGAGUGCAGAUGAAAUUUAGUUCAGAAAAUUAGUGUAAACCUAUUUUUCAGUGUUCUCGAUGUCUGAUGGGUCGUAUUGGAUUGAAAUGGUGGAACGGAUGAGGAGAAAAACAAUGUUUGACAAAAUCCAUAAGGUAAGGUGUUUCGAAUGAAAACCUUGGAUUAUAGGUCCCAGUAGUUCUAAUAUCAUGCUCUAACGUAGAAACACAUCGAGUUCAUCACAAAAAGAAUGGAAUGUGAACUCAUUCUAUUAAAAAAUCUAAUGAAAAAGUUCUAUUCUCAUUUUUGUUACUCAAAUUCAUCUUGAAAUGAAUUCAAUUAAAUUUUUCCAUCAGUGCUUGAUAAAUUCUGAGAACUAUUGCCUUCUAGAAGAUAUAUAUGGAUAGUAAACAGUAGUUGCCAAGUAAUUUCUAUGUCAUUGUCAAGUCUAACUCCUAAAUCUCUUGUCAUCGCUAACUCACUUUCUACACACACCUUGUAACUUCAUUGUGUUAUCUAAACAAUGAACGCUGCCUCAGCAGUCUAUUUUUCAUUUUGCAGAUUAUAGGCUAUAUCGGAAUAUGUAACUUGAAACACUUCAAACAUGACUCGAUUUUUUCCCAUUUCCCAAUGUCCUAUAUUUUUAAAACUAAGUUUCCAACACGAUUCACAUAUUCAGAUUCUACAAUCAUCGGCAAAGUCUUCGCAGCCUGGAAAACAUCACAAACACCCUCCACACUUCCACAUCCACAGGAUUCUGAUAAUUAAUGUGUUUUUUAUUUAAUAAAUUGUUUUAAAAUAAACUCUAUGAAUUGCGAAAACAACAGGCAAACGCUAGCCAGCAGCGAGAACUGGCGAGGUUUCGCCAGAAAAUGGCGAGAAAAUGGACGGCCGUCUGCCGGCUCGCGUGCUAGCUGGCGAGAUUUUCUCGCCGACGGCUGUCAGGACACUUUCUGAGAUAACCUAAAGUCAUCAAAAUUUAUAUCAUUCUGUUCGUCUUAGACCAUUUUAUCAUAUGAAUAACGUUAGAACCCAAUAUUUCAACUCAUUUGUUUAAAAAUACCACGCGCUCCACACGCAACGCAGACCGCGUCGCGCCACAACACACAAAAAUAAGGGCAAAUACCGAAUGGGUUCGCGAAAUGCCUCCGGAGGCAUUUUCGAAUGCCUCCGCAAAAUGCCUUCGCGCUACCAAAUCAAAAAGCCUUCGCGAAUUCCAAAUGACUCCGCGCUCGAUAUUUCAAAAAUGUCGAAAUUCCUCCGGGGCUUCAAAAUGACUCCGCGCUAUCAAAUCAAAAUGCCUCCGCGAAUUCUAAAUGACUCCGCGGUAAAACCAUACAUGUUUUUCUCCCUGGAUCGACCCCUACAGUUAGCGAGACCUCAAAAAAAUUUUUUAAAGUUAGUAAGACCGUUAGUGUGGGGGGCAAAAGCCUCCCACACUAAAAAUUUUUUUUAUUUUUUUUUCGAAAAAAAUUGAAAAAUUUUGCAACACGUUUCCAGUAUGUGAACUCGAACUCUAUGAUAGCUACCAUUGGGUCCCUAACUCAGCGCUCUACCACUGCGCUAUGUGUGCCCACAUAACCCGCAUGCUGUUUUUCUCAUUUGAAUAGGAUACGUUUGAGAGAUAGAAAAAACACAAACAGUAAAUUACAUUCAAUUAUUCAAAAAAAUAUAGAAGAAAAUCAUGGAUUGAAUUGUAAAUUGAAAUACGAAUUCUUUAGACCUUAUACAACAAUAUAAAAGCUUAUCUUCAAUGAAUAAAUACGAUAAAAUACUUUUUCCAUUCGAAAAUGUUGAAAAUUGGUUAUUACCAGAAAACUCAAAACCUAGAAAAGUAUGUCAAUUGAUAUUUUCACUUGAAAAUUUGCACAGUGUGUCUAGAGGUCCUAUUGAGGUAUGUUGAACUAUGAAAUUGAUAAAUAAUGCUGCAUGGGGAAAAUAGUUGAGACCACUGGAUUUUAUCCAGGGUUAGCCUGGAUUUUAUCCAGAAUUUUAUAUAAGUGCCCGGCGGUCUCAGUAGACCUUUCAGAAAGGGCAUUUAUUCUGGAUAAUAAUUAAGAAUAGACCUUGUGGCAUAACCUAGAACGAUUUUCAGAUGCUAAAAUCAAUUUUGGUUUAACACUUUAUGAUGAUAAAAGUGGUGUAUUGAUGAAAAAAGUAGUUUUUCGAUAGUUUUUGGGUCGGCGGUCUCAGUAGACUUCUUAGAAAGGGGUUUUAUUUUGCAUAAUACCUAAGAGGGGACCUUGUAACAUAACCUAGAAUGAUUUUCAGAUGCAAAAAUCGAUUUUCGUUAACACUUUAUGAUGUUAAGAGUGGUGUAUUGUUUAAAAAAGUAGAUUUUUGAGAGUUUUUUGGUUCGGCGGUCUCACUAGAUCUUUCAGAAAAAGCAUUUAUUUUGGAUAAUGAGUAAGAGUGGACCUUGUGACAUAAUCUAGAGCAAUUUUGAAAACGAAAAAUUGUUUCAUGUUCAAAACUUUAUGAUGAUAACUAAUUAAAAAUUUUUUUCAAAAAAAAAAAAAGUUAGUAGGACCUCAAAUUUUUUUCGGAGUUAGUAAGACCGCAACCCUGGAUAAAUCCAGGGGUAAAACAUGUAUGGGUAAAACUUUCAAGAAUGUCAAAAUGACUUCGCGAACAAGGUGUACUUUUCAACACAUUUUUGGCCAAAAAGUUGAUUUUCAAUGAGAAUUAUCAUUUUCAAGGCGUUCACUAAGCCUAAGCCUAGAAACUUAGACGAUAGUUUGGUUAUACAAGUUCGGAUAUUAGGCUUAGGCUUAGUUAAACGCCCAGAAAGGUGCAGGAAACAUUCAAAACCACAUUUAAAUACGUUAACUAAGCCUAGGCCUAAAGUUGGAACUUGAACAAUCAAAAUAUUGAAAAAAUUUCUCCUUUUUUAAGAGUAAAAAAAAAUCUGGAAAAUAACAAUUGAAAUUUGUAGCUCAAAACGUGUUGAAAGGCCUUGUUUCGCGGACCCAUUUUGACAGUCUCAAAAUAUUCACCGCGAAGUCAUUUAGAAUUUGCGGAGGCAUUUUGAUUAGGUGGCGCGAAGUCAUUUUGAAACCCCGGAGGCAUUUCGACAUUUUUGGAAUAUGAACCGCGGAGUCAUUUUGAAUUCGCGGAGGCUUUUCGAUUUGGUACCGCGAAGGCAUUUUGCGGAGGCAUUCGAAAAUGCCUUCGGAGGCAUUUUGCGAACCCAUUCGGUAUUUGCCAAAAUAAGGGAUCCCUUUCUGUGUGUGUUGUUGCGCGACGCGGUCAGCGUUGCGUGUGGUAGAGCGCGAUGGGAUUUCUCGAUAAUACGAAUUAAUGUUUCAGAUUUGACCAUCAAACGUGUCAAAAUUCUUGCCGGCUUCAAUGGAAAAUCGAGCGGUGAAGCGAUGGUUGAAAUGGGAUCCAAUGAGGAUGCUGGAAAAGCGAUGGGAUUAGAUCGGAAGGAGAUCAAAAAGCGAUACAUCGAAGUGUUUUCAGCGCCUUUGUGCGAUGGUGAAGGUGCAUUUAAAGCAGCAGCCGGUGGAGGGGAAAAUGAUGGAUUUAUUGUUCGAUUGCGAGGUGUACCAUGGUCCUGUACUGAACAUGAUGUUAAGGAGUUUUUUGAAGGUUUGUUAAGUUAGGUUAGGGGGGUUAAGGAACAUUCUGGGUCUUCUUCUAAGCGGUUGGGUGUUGUCUCAGGGCUAGAAACAACGGAGGUGAUAAUUGGAACUGUGGGUGGGCCUGGAACCAAAGCGACGGGGGAGGCGUUCGCCAAAUUUGCGACCAUCGAACAAUCGCAAACAGCCAUGGAAUACAACAACAGACAUAUGGGAUCAAGGUGGGUUAGAGAGCGUUUUUGGACACCAAAAAUGCAGUUCUUGGGGUCCCGGUUGGGGGUCUCGGGUUGGUUUAAUUCUUGAAAUUGAUAUUGAUUUUAUCAAAUGUUGCUUUUCAGAUACAUCGAAGUUUUUCAAUCGAAUAAAGUUGAAUGGAAUAGAGCGAAAGGAAUACCAGGUAAAGCCCCAAAUUCUGGCCUAAAAAAUUUUUGAUAAAAAAUUGGCCAAAACAGUGAAUUAAUCAAAAAUUGGGCAAAUUCUGGCCUAAAAAUUUUUUAAGCAAAAAUUUGUUUUUUUUUUUAAUCGAAAAAACACGUUAUUUUCAAAAAAUCGAUAUUCAUCACAAAGUUGACGAAAAUUCUCGAUCAAAAAAUGAUUUUGUAGCUGAAAACUUCAAUUUUUCAAUAAAAUUGCGAAAGUAGCUUGAAAAAACAAUUUGAGAUAUUUUUUUCGAGCCAAAUUCGUGUUUCAUUGAAAAAUUGAAGUUUUCAGCUACAAAAUCAUUUUUUAUCGAGGAUUUUCGGUCAACUUUUAGAUGAAUAUCGAUUUUUUAAAAAAUGACGUGUUUUUUUAGGGAAAAAUCGAAAAGUUAUCUUAACUCUUGCAAUGAAAUUUUUGCUUACCAGAAAAAUUGGAAUUUCUUCCUGAAAAUAAAAGUUAUGGUAAUCAUUGAUAAAAACCGAUGGGAAAAAUACGUUUAUUUUUUUUUUUGAAUAAUUUUUUUCUGGAAAAUAAAAUCUGAUUUCUUGAUUCAAAAAAAUCGAUAUUCAUCUCAAAGUUGACGAAAGUUCUCGAUCAAAAAAUGAUUUUGUUGCUGAAAACUUCAAUUUUUCGAUAAAUUCGUGAUUUCAUUGAAAAAUUGAAGUUUUCAGCUACAAAAUCAACAUUUUUGAGCUGAAUAUAGAUUUUUUUUUCGCAAAUUAGGUGUUUUUUACUCGAAAAUUUACCGUAACUCAUUGAAAAAUAUGUUUUAAAAAAAUAUGGUAAUUUUUGACAAAAUUUCGCUCUAAAAAUUGGUUCUCUUUAUUAUAAACAACACUGGUGGCCGAAAAUGCACCAAUUCGUUUUUUGGCCAGAAAUUGACCAACUAUUGGUCAAUCGGUAAUUUUGGUCUGAAUUUCAAUUUUUGGCCAAAAUUUACAUGACCAAAAUUUGUCAAAAAAUUGAAAAAAAUGGCCAAAACGGCAAAUUUAUAAAAAACUCAUGUUAAAAAAUGCACCAAUUUUUGGUCAAUGAGAUCGUGAUCAGCACACCUACUAGAACUUUAAAUUAAAAUUUCCAUUUUACAGUCCCUGAAUCCUACCAACGAACUGGAAUUCGUCCAUUAAUGGCCAGCGGACAUGACACAUAUUAUAAUCCACCAGCAGCACAACAUCAUUAUGAUUAUUCAUCUGCCGGCAGAUAUGCCGAUCCUUAUGCUUAUGAUGCCUAUUCAGCUGGUUAUGAUCCAUAUGGAGCUGGAGCACAUGCGAGUUAUGGUGGAAAUGUUGGAUAUGAUGAACAAGCUAUGAGAGUUAGUCGAAGUCGCACAGGUGGUGGGAGAAAGUUGCAAAAAUUGGUGCAUUUUUUACCAAUUUUUGAUCAAAUCACUGUUUUGGCCAGAUUUUGGUCAAAAAAUUGGUCAGAAUUUGGCCAAAAAUUGACCAAAAUUCACGAUUCGACUGAAUUUUGGUCAAUUUUUGACCAAAAAAAAAACGAAUUGGUGCAUUUUUGGUCAAAAAAUGGUCAAGCUCCCACCCGCAAAAUUCAAGAAUUAAAAAAAAAUAAAAUUUUGCAGCUUUACAUGCGUGGGCUGCCAUUUGAUGCCGAUGCACAUGCUGUUGAAGCGUUUUUCUCACCGAUUCAUGUUGUUGCUGUCAAACUUGGAAUCACUGAAUCGAACAGAGCUUCUGGGGAUGCGAUUGCUGAAUUUAAUGAUUAUAAUGAUAUGGUUUCGGCGAUGAGUCGGAAUAAUCAUCGAAUUGGAAGAAGGUAUGGGAAUUUUGAGGUUGUUUUGGACGAAUUUUGAUCAGGAUUUGGCCAAAAAUUGACCAAAACGCUCUGGCCAAUUUUUGAUUAAUUUCACUGUUUUGGCCAAUUUCUGAUAAAAAAUUUUUUAGCCAGAAUUUGGCCAAUUUUUGAUAAAAAAAUUUCUCCAGAAUUUGGCCCUUUUUUGAGUAAUUUACUGUUUUGGACAAUUUUUUUGAUAAAAUUUGGCCAAAUAUUGACCAAAAAGCUGCGAUUGGCCAAAUUUCGGGCAAUUUUUAGUAAAAAAAUUCACGCUCGAAUCAAAAUUUUGAUUUGAGCGGGUAGCUAAUGAAAAUUCGAGAUAUUUUCAGAAAAUCUAAAUUUCUGAUCAAUUUUCAGCUCAAAAUUGCUCUUUUCUUGCCUUUCCGCAGCGUAAAUAAAAAUUAAAAAAAAAAAUUAAAAAUAAAAAUUUUCGACACAAAAUCGAUCCAGAAAAUUCCAUUUUCAUUCAAAAAAUCAGAAUUUUUUUCCAUUUUCAGAGCUCUAGAGCUCAAAAAUAGGCUCCAGAGCUUGAAAAUUGACAGAAAAUCGAUUAUUUGAGCUCGAGAGCUCGAGAGCUCAAAAAUAUGCUCAUGAGCUUAAAAAUUGACUGAAAAUGCAAUUUUUUGAGCUCUAGAGCUUGAAUUUAUGCUCUGGAGCUCAAAUAUUGCCUGAAAAUCGAUUUUUUAAGCUCUGAAGCAAGGAAAUAGGCUCAGGAGCUCGGAAACUGACAGAAAAUCGAUUUUUCUAAUGAAAAUUCACGCUCGAAUCAAAAUUUUGAUUUGGCCAAAACAGUGAAUUAACGAAAAAUUGGCCAAAUUUUGUCCAAACUCAGACUGAAAAAAUUUUUUUGAUUAAAAUUUGGCCAAUCGCAGCUUUUUGGUCAAUUUUUGGCCAAAUUUUAAUUGAUAAAAAUUUGGCCAAAACAGUGAAUUAAACAAAAAUUGGCCAAAACAGUAAAUUAACCAAAAAUUGGCCAAUUUUUGAUCAAAAUUUGGCCAAAACAGUCAAUUAAUAGAAAAUUGGCCAAAUUUUUAUCAAAUAAAAAUUUUUUUAAUCAAAAUUUGUCCAAAACAAUGAUCAAAAAGUUCAUCCACUAAAAAACCCCCAUUUUCAGAUACGUGGAGCUAUUUUAUACCCGCGACGCGCCUGGAAACAUGAAAAAAUUGAUGUGGAAAGAAGCGAGUGGUCCGAAUGUUGGAGCAGCGCCAGCUCUUGAUCCAGUCAUCAACGGAUGGUCGAACAAAGGAAACACAUCGAAUCGCACACCAAUCGGACCAGUUAUGCCAGAAGAGCAUCGAGGAGGUUAUGGUCCGGGAAGAGGAAGAGGCGGACCACCAAUGAGAGGACCAUCGGGACAUGAAGCAGCGGCGGCGAGAGCUGCGAGAGAUGCAUGGGCUGCGUAUGGGUAUGAUACAAGUGCACAAUGGCCGGCAGCACAUGAUCCGUAUGGUGAGCAGGAUUUUUUUGAAAAAAUUGAAAAAAAAACAAAAAAAUUGGGAUUUCCUAAAGGAUUUUCAUGAAAAAAACCCUAUUUUUUAAGGAUUUUCAUGAAAAAACCCUAUUUUUCUAGGAUUUUCAUUAAAAAACCCUAUUUUUUAAGGAUUUUCAUGAAAAAAACGCUAUUUUUUAAGGAUUUUCAUGAAAAAACCAUAUUUUUUAAGGAUUUUCAUGAAAAAACCCAAUUUUUUGAGGAUUUUCAUGAAAAAACCCAAUUUUUUAAGGAUUUUCAUGAAAAACCCUUUUUUUAAAGGAUUUUCAUGAAAAAAACCCAAUUUUUUAAGGAUUUUCAUGAAAAAACCUUAUUUUUAAAAGGAUUUUCAUGGAAAACCCUAUUUUCAAGUUUUGUAAAAAUAAAUUUUUCGUAAAAAUAUUUUUCGAAUUUUAUUUGUAAAACUUUGAAGUCAAAUUUUUUAUAGGAAAAAUUUGGAACGUAUUUUUUUCGGGAAUUUUAUUUUUGGAAAAAAAUUGGUUUUUUGAAAUUUCAUUUUUUUUCGGGAAUUUAGAUCGGGUGAACCAAAAUGUAUUCAGAUUCAGAAAUUAGAAUUUUGAGCAUUUUUUGAUAGCUCACCCCCGCAACCUGUAAUUAAAUUUUUGAUGAUUUUUCGAUCUCCAUGGCGACCUUAACUCCAAAUUCCCGCCAUUGGGGAAUUUACCCAAAAAUUUUUUCAAAAAAUUGAAUAAUUUCAAGGUUUUCACGGCCUUUCACAAUUUUUACCGAUUUUUAAAAGGCCGUCAAAAAAUUAUUCUGGAAAAUCCUAUUUUUGCCACGUCAUAAAAUCAAAAGUUUUCUAGAAUUUAUCCAAAACAUACAUGUUUCUUUACAGUUUUUCACUCUGAAGAGCAAAAAGAGCACAAAAAGAGCCCAAAACUCAUGUUAGACAAGAUUUUAUCAAAAAUUGAGUACAGGGCGAUGUUCAGGAGGGUCGAUUUGGUAAAAUGUGAAUUUUCAACCCUGAACAAACUAUUUUUGGUUGAAAAAUCGAUAUUUUAGCAAAUCGACCCUCCUGGAUAUCACCCUGUAUUCAAUUUUUUGACAAAAUCCUCGAUUUUGGCUCUUUUUGGCAAGAAUUGAGUUUUUGGUUAAAAAAUCGAUAUUUUAGCAGCAAAAAAAGCUGUUUUGGACAAAAAUUUCAUCAAGAUUUGAAGCUGAAAAACUGUACAAAAACAAAAAUCAUUUUAGCUGAUCGUCAACGUGAAGCACAUCCACAUCACGAUCCAUCAGCUGCCUCAUGGGGAUCUUAUCCUCAAUAUUAA
This is a messenger RNA of Caenorhabditis angaria, 9874 nucleotides long. Lineage: Eukaryota; Metazoa; Nematoda; Chromadorea; Rhabditida; Rhabditidae. The record is from the annotation of a GenBank genome assembly.